Molecule: messenger RNA, 2142 nt
Organism: Colletotrichum orchidophilum
Lineage: Eukaryota; Fungi; Ascomycota; Sordariomycetes; Glomerellales; Glomerellaceae
Exons: 3
Coding region: 1-2142 (713 amino acids)
Biological process (GO): regulation of DNA-templated transcription
Cellular component (GO): nucleus
Molecular function (GO): DNA-binding transcription factor activity, RNA polymerase II-specific; transcription cis-regulatory region binding
Source: RefSeq, a predicted model, not a curated record
AUGAGACUAUGGGAUCUCGGAGGCCCUGUUUGUCAUCCAUUUGGCCACAUCACUGACGGCAGAUGUUGUAGGAAAACAAGCCAGCUUGAAGAGCGCCUCAACCGCCUGGUAAACACUCUCCGAGUAUCAGGAAAUGUGUCCGCCCUCCCGACCGGCCCGUCCACCGGCCAGCCAGGCCCAUCAAGACAAUCGUAUCCAAUCUCGGGCCCGGCCUUCUCGCUGCUCUCUGGACAACCAACACCGGAUUUCUACACGCAGAGCCGAGUCUCCCCCUGGGACGUCGAAGACCUCGCGGAUGCCAGACCCAUCAACAUCCCCGAGACUUACAACUCCUUCGUGCCCCCGACAUGCAUAUGCAAGCCCGAACCGGGGGAAGCUCCACCGCCCCCCGACACCGACGAGAACCUCCUCAAAAUCUACCGCACGAAGUUGGCGCCGUGCUUCCCCUUUGUGCUAGUCCCCGAUGAUGUCUCCGCCACUAUCCUUGGCGCGACUAGGCCUUUCCUGAUGGCUGCUAUCCGCAUGGUCUCCUCGUACCGGAGCAUGAAAUCGAUGCGCGGACAGAUGUAUCGUCUUCUGAACCACGUUGCCGACCACAUGCUCUUGCGAUCGGAGAGGUCCUUUGACUUGCUGCUUGGGUUGGUCGUCAUGCUGGGCUGGUUUCAUCAGCACUGCAUCGCUCAUGCUCAGCUCAACCAGCUCGUCUCGCUGGCCACUUGCCUUGUUGGAGAGCUGGGGCUGAAGAGAAGCCCAUGUCUCCCGGAACGGACUAGGUUGUUAGUCAUGCGUCCUCGGGAGUUGCGGGAACGCACAAACGAGGAGCGAAGAUUGUUGUUGGCGGUAUGGUAUCUAAGCUCGUGCAUCUCGAUGGAUAUUCACCAGAUCGACUCCAUGAGAUAUUCAGGGUACAUGCAGCAAUGUUUGCGAGAACUUGAAGAGGACGCGGAGUUUGAGUCAGACAUCCAUCUCGGAUACAUUGUUCGCAUCCAGAGACUCUGCGAGAGGAUCUCUGACCUAAGGUCAAAAGACUACCUAGACGAAGAAGGGGACGAGAGCACCCGAGCACCUCUUUCAGCCUACGUCUCUGGUUUCAGAGCUGAGCUCAACAAACUCCAGGCCAGCAUGCCUCCUAGCUUGAAAAACAACGCUUACCUUCAAGUAAGGAUGGCCACCCUACGUCUACGCAUCCACGAGCCCCCCAGAAUCGACGCCGAGUUGCUCGCCUCUCUUUCCAAAUCACUCGACUCGAUCAGCGCCGGAUCGACAUCGGCCCUAGACGCCUUUUACCAAUCUAACGCAGCCCUCAAGGCGUGGUUCGACACCUGGCUCUCCGUCCCAAAAGACUUCUUCUACUGCAUCCCCAUCUCGAUCGCAUCUCACAUGGUCUACGCCAUUAUGAUGAUGAGCCGAUGGUCCUGGCUGACAACGACAGGUCACCCCCCGCCGGAGCCGCGGACGGAGCCCGAACCCGUCGAUCCGUCAGACGGUAAUCCCAACGCCGCCCUGGCGGCUAUGGAAGCCGCCAUCAGCCCCAACACGCCCGCGUCGACGUCGAGCCCGUCGACCGGGGGCACAAAGGCCUCUUCGCCGUGGCAGACGACGUUGCCAGACAAGGACCUGCCUCAGGUGCUAGCGGCGCUCAAGGCACAACUCUCCACGCAGCCUGACCUGAUGCUCGACGUGGAGGGGUACCUGAACCGGACCAUUGCGCAGCUGCACUCCAUUGACGCAGCCUAUUCUGAGAUGUCGGUCGACGAGGGCGAGUGGCGCGGCAACAUUUGGAGCCUGGGCGCGACAAAGGUGAAGAUUGCGAUGCUGAGACAGCAGAGGUGGUCCAAGAUUAUUGCCGCACAGGCGGAGGAGCGGGAGCUGGAAGUACAGAGCGGAAGAGGAGGAGGAGGAGGAGGAGGAGGAGAGCAGUUUGGGAUGGGCGAGAUUGAGAUGCAGGAGAACUUUCUCGCGUCGUUGCAGAUGCCCGAGUGGGAUGCCAGCAUGGUUUGGAACCCGCCGACGUAUUUUGACACCUUGUCUGAGGACCAGGCGCUCUGGACGGAUAUAAUUCCAGGGGAGCAGGACUGGGGGUUGGGUGGAAUGGGAGGGAUGGGUUCGCUUGGACAGAUGCCAGAGAGUAGGUAUAUGUAG